Geodia barretti is the source of this 306-nucleotide messenger RNA. The record is from the annotation of a GenBank genome assembly. NCBI's taxonomy places the organism in Eukaryota, Metazoa, Porifera, Demospongiae, Tetractinellida, Geodiidae.
AUGGCGCUUGUAAUAAUCAUACCGCUGAUCGUCAUUGGGAUAGUUGGUACGGCAGGCUACCUGAUCUACCGGUUUCUAAUUUACGACAUGAUGUGCAGCAGGACCGUUGAAAAGACGCUCCGCGAGUACAGCAUUGCAAAGACCCAGUCCCAGAUCGUCAGGGAGUACCACCAUAGCCGGGGAAACGACAUGUCAGAGAGGGAGGCCAGGGUCAUGGCAAAGCACUACCGGCAGCACGAGCCUGAUCAGUUUUUGGCCAUGUAUGAGGCCACAAGGGACAGACUAAAGAGCGACAAAGGGGAAUAG